ACUCUGGGAUCAUACCUUGAAGGGGUGUGUCCCUUCUCCCCCGUGUCCGUUUAAUCCUUUCUGGCCAACCUUGCACUCAUCCGUUCAUUCCCUCUUCCCUUCAUCUCAAGACUUCAAUUUCUUCUCUCAAGGUUUUUUUUUUUUUUUUAUAUCGAAGUGAAACAAACAAACCACAAAAUGGGAUACUGGAAUACCGAGAUCAAGAGUCUGUUCUUGUGCUCACUCGUAAUGCUGCAUCUCCCACAACCUUCCUCGAGCUACGAGAUCGAAUGCCUCUCCGUUGACUUCGACUGCCGCGAUAUUUCGAACACCUUAGCGUCCGUCUGCUUGAGACACAACAACCACAUCGACAUUAGACAGCGACGAUCUGCUGACAACUGUACCACACAUUCUGCGAAGUCCCCAUCGCUCGUCCACCCAAGAGCUACCCACUUGUCCAUGGCUGACGAAGAACCUCUGAAGGCAUUGAAGGUGGAGGAGGAGAUUCAACACAUGACGAAACCUCGCAGAGGUUAA
Macrobrachium nipponense is the source of this 516-nucleotide messenger RNA. RefSeq lists its product as uncharacterized. NCBI's taxonomy places the organism in Eukaryota, Metazoa, Arthropoda, Malacostraca, Decapoda, Palaemonidae. The transcript has 5 exons. The coding region runs from base 178 to 516 and encodes 112 amino acids. The record is from RefSeq and is a predicted model, not a curated record.